ACAAACAAAAUGAACAGGAUGUUUCGUCUUAAAUCACUUUCUGCCUUGGCAGAACUAGCCCUGGGCUCCCGAUGGUACCAUGGAGGAUCACAGCCCACCCAGAUCAGGCGGCGACUAAUGGUGGUGGCUUUCUUGGGAGCAUCUGCAGCAACUGCAAGUACUGGUCUUUUGUGGAAGAGAACUCUUGCAGAAUCUCCACCAUCUGUAAACAACAUAAAGAGUGAACCUGGUGAUAAAGGGAAGAAUAAAAAUGAAGGGGAAGUUUUUAACCAUGAAAAAAAGGCUGAAGAUAUUUGUCCUGAGACUUAUGUAGAAGAGAAAAAGAAGAAACGUUCUGGAUUCAGAGACAGAAAAGUAAUGGAGUAUGAGAAUAGGAUUAGAGCAUAUUCUACACCAGACAAAAUCUUCCGGUAUUUUGCGACCUUGAAAGUAAUCAGUGAGCAUGGUGAAUCUGAAGUAUUUAUGACUCCACAAGAUUUUGUGCGAUCUAUAACACCCAAUGAAAAACAACCAGAACACUUGGGCCUGGAUCAAUAUAUAAUAAAACGCUUUGAUGGAAAGGCUGAAUUCUCCAAAAAGAGAAAGAAUAUAUUACACAGGGUCAGAAAGAAAAGUAAAUGGUCAAUUUUAAAGAGGAAGAAGAAAGAAGAAAGAGCCAGAAAUGGUUCUACAAAACCUAAAGAGAAGGAGAUCAGAAGGAAAAUCAUGAAGUGGCUGAAAAAGAAAAUUGCCCAGGAACGAGAAAAAUUUGCUGAUGAAGGCAGUAUAUUUUACACCCUUGGAGAAUGUGGACUCAUAUCUUUUUCAGAUUAUAUUUUCCUUACAACUGUUCUUUCUACUCCUCAGAGAAAUUUUGAAAUUGCCUUCAAGAUGUUCGACUUGAAUGGAGAUGGAGAAGUAGACAUGGAGGAGUUUGAACAGGUUCAGAGCAUCAUCCGCUCCCAAACCAGUAUGGGUAUGCGUCACAGAGAUCGUGCUACAACUGGUAACACCCUCAAGUCUGGCUUGUGUUCAGCCCUCACAACCUACUUUUUUGGAGCUGAUCUCAAAGGGAAGCUGACAAUCAAAAACUUCCUUGAAUUUCAGCGUAAACUUCAGCAUGAUGUUCUGAGGCUAGAGUUUGAACGUAACGACCCUGUGGACGGGAGAAUUACUGAGAGGCAGUUUGGUGGCAUGCUGCUGGCCUACAGUGGGGUGCAGUCCAAGAAGUUGAUUGCCAUGCAGAAGCAGCUCAAGAAGCACUUCAAAGAGGGAAAGGGUCUGACAUUUCAGGAAGUGGAGAACUUCUUUACUUUCCUAAAGAAUAUUAAUGAUGUAGACACUGCACUGAGCUUUUACCAUAUGGCUGGGGCAUCUCUUGAUAAAGUGACCAUGCAACAGGUGGCCAGGACAGUGGCCAAAGUGGAACUCUCAGACCACGUGUGUGAUGUGGUGUUCGCGCUCUUUGACUGCGAUGGCAAUGGGGAGCUGAGCAAUAAGGAAUUUGUUUCCAUCAUGAAGCAACGGCUGAUGAGAGGCCUGGAGAAGCCCAAAGACAUGGGCUUCACCCGCCUCAUGCAGGCCAUGUGGAAAUGUGCACAGGAAACUGCCUGGGACUUCGCUUUGCCCAAGCAGUAAGCCAGAACAGCAAGAGUGGCCACCUCCUUCACCCCACCCCCGUCCCUUGAGCGGAGCCCUGGGCCAGCCCUGCCUGCUGCUGCUUCCGGAAGUAGUGCUCCCUUCCUUUUGGGAAUGAUCUCAGGAUUCAUCCAGCUUCCCCUCUCCGUCAUUCCCCUGACCCAGUCUUCUGCUCGGCUCUGAUUCUGCCCAGUGAUCAACCCCAUAGGUUCUCAAAAACAUGAAUAAGUCCAAAACACUCAGUCUUUUGGCACCUUCAACAACACUACCAUUCAAGUACCCUGUGGAUCUAAAGAAUUGCAGGGACAUUCACAGAUACCGCCAACCCUGGGAAACACCAAGUUCUCGAGUCAUUUUUGCUGUGGAUUUAUAUUAAGACCAUUCCUUGCUUUUUCUCCUGCUGGUGCUUUUAAGCUACACAUUGGGAAAACCUCUGGCAGGCAAAAGGAAGUCUGUGAUGAAUGAUAGUGAGCAUGACUGGGCCACCCUGAGCUGGCAGGAAACCGGGGCCAGAAGAUGGGUCUGUGUCGGCCCCCAGCCUGGCUCUGGGGCCUGCUCCGGAAGGUGAUGUGCACAGAGGGAAUGGAGCAAGAUUCGGAGUUUAAAGCAGCUGCUUACUGGCUCUCUCCACUCCCUUCUUUUGCUCUCAGGCUCCCUAGGGAGACUCCACCCCAAGUCUGUGCUUUAAGCAGUGACUGAGUUCAUAUCCCUUGCAAGUGCCCUUUCCCUCCAGGAUGUGCCUCUGGGCUCAGGCCUGCUCAGGGCCGUCUGCCCUCUGUCUUUAACACUUGUAAUAUAUCACUUUAAUUAUAACAGUUCGCAAUAACCCCCCAAAGGCUGUUGUCUCCUUUAUUUUAGGAUCCUCUGGGGCCCUUUUCAUUUUAUUCCUCCACUGGGUUUAAGAUCCUGCUGGCAGCAGACUUGUUUUCUUUCCACCAGAGUCUAGUUCUUCCUGUAGAAAGGCAACUUUAGCACAAACAAGAAGUCAGGGCAUUUGGAGGUUACUGGUGGUGUUAGCAGUGAACACGGCACCAGGUGUUAGACCUCGGUUCAGCAGCCUCGGUACUUGGGUUCUAGCUGAGAAAGAAUUCAGAGCCAA
Messenger RNA from Molossus molossus (Pallas's mastiff bat), 2716 nucleotides. It is a transcript of the gene MICU1, whose product is annotated as mitochondrial calcium uptake 1. The coding region runs from base 10 to 1617 and encodes 535 amino acids. The record is from RefSeq and is a predicted model, not a curated record. Gene Ontology annotation, cellular component: uniplex complex. Gene Ontology annotation, molecular function: calcium ion binding. Gene Ontology annotation, biological process: calcium import into the mitochondrion; mitochondrial calcium ion homeostasis. NCBI's taxonomy places the organism in Eukaryota, Metazoa, Chordata, Mammalia, Chiroptera, Molossidae. The transcript has 13 exons.